UAGAUACUUAUUCUCAUUGAUGAAACAUAAAUUCUGUUUAUUUUGUUUUCUUUUGUUUUCUAUUUUAUUUCUUAUUCUUUAAAUUAAAUUGCGUUGAUUUGAAAUUUACUUUUUUCUCUACUCUGUGAAUAGUCUAUUUGGAAUAUUAACUAAUUAUGUCUGGACGUCAAAUUAAUAGAAUUGGAGGUCGAUAUGGUAAUUCAUCUUCUUCUUCUUCUUCAUCCUUCUAUUCACCUAUGAACAAGUUUGGUAUUUCCUGUGAUGUUUGUUGCCACUCGAUUCCUGGUGAACACAGAAGAGCAAUUUUCGCAAUCGGUCCAUGUGAUCAUCCAAUUUGUUAUCAUUGUUCAGCCAAAAUGAGAGUAUUAUGUGAACAAAAUGAAUGUCCCAUUUGUCGUCAAGAGGUUUCUGAGAUUAUUUUUACCGAAGAUUCUCGAAAAAAAUUUAGUGGCUUCGAUUUAUCGAGAUUUUAUUUCAAUGAUAAAUUUAAAAUUUACUUCGAAACUCAAAGCUGCUACGAGACAUUUAAUUCUCUUCUAGAAGAGAAAUGUAAAAAAUGUAAAACAACUUUAGAAAGUGUAAAUGAAUUACAGGAUCAUUUAUGGGAGAAACACAGAUUAUUAACGUGCGAAGUUUGUGUUCAAAAUUUGAAAAUUUUCAGUGAAGAAAGAAAAUAUUAUAAUGCUGGACAAUUGGAAGCUCAUAUGAAGAUUGGUGAUCCAGAUGAUCGUUCAUAUCAAGGACAUCCAGCCUGUCAACUUUGUAAUCAACGUUAUGUCGACUCGGAGGAGCUAAAUCGUCAUUUACGUCGAGACCAUUAUUUUUGUCAUCUUUGUGAUACUAGUAAAGUUAUCUAUUUCAACAAAUAUGAGACUUUGAAUCAACAUUUCCGUGAGAAACAUUAUCUAUGUGAAGAAGGACCUUGCAAGAAUGAACAAUUUACUUCUGUUUUUCGAACUGCAAUCGAUUUGCAAGCUCAUAAAGCUCAAAGUCAUUGUCUUACCAAAUCGGAAGCCAAACAUGCACGAACUUUGAAUUUGGACUUUACCUUCAAUACUGCACCUCGAGGUCCGAGAGCUGGUGGAUUUAAUUCACAGGUUGUUGCUACUCUUAAUGACGAUGGUCUGUCCAAUUCCAGAGGAGGUGGCAGUCGAAGAGGUAGAGGUGGAGAUCGAGGUGAUCGUGGAGAUCGUGGAGAUCGUGGAGAUCGUGGAGAUCGUGGAGAUCGAAAUGAUAGAGGUAAUGAUCGUAACCCUCCAAAUAUAUCAGAAGAUGUUUGGAUGACAGACGAUCUUUCUAUUCUUGGAGCUGUAGGCCCUGAACGUCCUGUUCAACUUAGACCAGAAGAUUUCCCAUCACUUGGAGAAACAAGUAAACAAAGUCCACUAGAUCGACCUGAUAAUCCGCUUUCUGUAACUUCCAAAGCUGCUGUUGCCAAAGUGGUAACCAAUGGUGUCACAAAUAACCAAGACUCGAAAGCUUCUAAAAAACCUAAACACAAGUUUAGUACAAAAGUAAAAGAAAGUGCUACUUUCGGUAGAAAAGAUGAUGAAGAGUUUCCAGCUCUUUGUGUUCCUGAUCUAAAAGUCAAAGGAUCUUCCGGCAAUCGUUCAGUUCAACAAGCUAGUUCUGCAAGCUCAUCGGCUAAAUCUAUUUCAUUAGCCGAUGCUGUAAAAUUGAAUCCAAAGGCUACUGAAAAGACAACAUCACAAUCCGUUGAUAGUGGUAAAACAAGUAAAGUGACCGCCAGUAACUCUCUUAAUCGUAUAGCAAAUGAAUUAAUUGACCACAGUGACCCUUCAUCAAGUCAAGACUUUUCCUUGACACAAAACGAUUUUCCGUCCUUACCCUUUAAAGUAAAUGGUAAUCGAAAGAAAAAGAAAUCACUCAAUAUACUAUUAGCCAGUUUGAACAAUCCUCAACCCGAUCCACCUCCAAAUUAUACUUCAGUACGACUUGUCGAUACACUAAUUCCUAAAGAAAACAAUGGGAGCACAAGCAAUCGGAGCGAAAAUGAGAAUAAACCAAGUUUAGAGGAAAACAUGGAAAGUUUAUUACUCAAGGAAGACAAUUUUCCACCUUUAAGUGGAGAGUCAAACAAGAAAAACAAAACGACCAUCAAACCAUCAGGUCAAUCAAAAUCAUCUGGUCCAACAAAGUCAAAACAACCGACUCUCUCAUCACUUGUUCGACCUCCACCCGGUUAUGAAAAACGCAAUCUCAAAAAACCAGCAUCUAGUGAAUUAUCAAUGGAAGCCGUAGCUCAACAAUUGAUCAAACCAAAAAUUACGACCGUAACCCCAUCCAUAACUACAACAAAUCCCACAACUACAACCACCACUACAACCACAACAACAACAACCAACUCAACAAAUAAUAAUAUCCUAAGUGGUAAAAAAUCUGAAGUAAACAGUAAUAAUCACAUUGAAUCAAAUAAUAGCAACGUAAGCAAUUCUAUUAGCGAUAAUAAAUCUGGUAACAAACCUACAUCAUCAUCAUUAUCAUCAGCAAAUAAUCAACGUAAAGUUAAACGAGAAAAUUUUGAUCAGCCGCCUUCAAGUGAUCGUAUUAAUUCAAAAUCUGCCAAACAAUCAUCGUCACCCAAAUCAACAGUAAAUUCAACAUUACCUCAACAGUCUCAAUUACCAUCACAAUCAACAGCAUCAAUAGAAAAAUAUUCAAAUAGACACCAAAAUGGAACCAAUCGAUCAACACAACAUUAUCCUGAAGAAUCAGCUGAAAACUCUUAUAUUUAUCCAAAAGAUUUCGAUGAAAGGAAUCGUCGUCUCUUCGAUAUGGUUCAAUCCAUUUUAAAAGAUAGAUUUAAAGAUUUUGACCUACUAUCGAGAGCAUUUUUCAAAGAUGAUAUUCCACCACAUCAAUAUUACAACAAAUGCGUUGAAAUGUUUCGUAACAAAUUGAAUCACGUUUUAUUGGAUUUAAUUGUACUUCUACCCGAUAUAAGGAAACAGAAACACCUAAUGGCUGCUCAUGAUUCUAACAUUAAACAAAGGAUUGGAAAUAUUCCCAUGAAAACCGGUGUUUGGGAGAUUAGUACAGAUUCUGAAUUGGAUGUUGUGGUUUGUCCAAUGUGUGGUCAAGUUUUAAGUAAAAGAGAUGGACCAGAUCAUAUCACUAAACACCAGAGAAUGAAAACUUAAAUUAACCCGAGAUUUUAACAUGAAACAAACUGCAAUGAAAUUUGAAAGCUAAUCGUCUUUACAACAAACCCGAAAACAAGAAGAAAAAAACAAUCACAAGAUUAAAUAAAAUUUUUUGUUGCUAAGCUCAAACAAAAAGAGAUCAACUAA
This is a messenger RNA of Panonychus citri (citrus red mite), 3311 nucleotides long. RefSeq names its product E3 ubiquitin-protein ligase ZNF598-like. The record is from RefSeq and is a predicted model, not a curated record. The transcript is spliced from 2 exons. The coding region runs from base 156 to 3161 and encodes 1001 amino acids. Gene Ontology annotation, biological process: protein ubiquitination; rescue of stalled cytosolic ribosome. Lineage: Eukaryota; Metazoa; Arthropoda; Arachnida; Trombidiformes; Tetranychidae. Gene Ontology annotation, molecular function: ribosome binding; ubiquitin protein ligase activity.